This is a messenger RNA of Dermacentor silvarum, 2165 nucleotides long. RefSeq names its product alpha-1,6-mannosyl-glycoprotein 2-beta-N-acetylglucosaminyltransferase. Gene Ontology annotation, biological process: oligosaccharide biosynthetic process; protein N-linked glycosylation. Gene Ontology annotation, cellular component: Golgi stack; Golgi membrane. The record is from RefSeq and is a predicted model, not a curated record. Lineage: Eukaryota; Metazoa; Arthropoda; Arachnida; Ixodida; Ixodidae. The transcript has 11 exons. Gene Ontology annotation, molecular function: alpha-1,6-mannosylglycoprotein 2-beta-N-acetylglucosaminyltransferase activity. Bases 1 to 1290 code for a protein of 429 amino acids.
AUGUGGUGGUUCAAGAGGAUUCUUCUGCGUCUGCUGCAGCGGCCCUCCUUGCUCACUGGCUGUCUCUGCUGCCUGGUGUUCCUGUUCUACACCAUCAGCGACUACUGGUCGCGCGGCGGAGCCACACCGCGGGGCCACAGCAACAACAAACACAAACUUCAGCUAAGGCUACUGUCCGGUGACGGAACAGCAGUCGCUCAGGUGAACGUGGAGGAUUUGCGGAUCUUCGCGUUCAACCUAAACAAGGGGCAGCAGGUGCACCACGCGGAGAAGUUCGGCGCCACCCUGGAGCCCUCGGACCCGGUGAUAGUUGUGCAGGUGCACAACAGGUGGCGCUACCUGCAGUACCUGCUGCACAGCCUGUCCGAAGUGCGGGGCAUCGAGCGCGCCUUGCUCGUGUUCAGCCACGACCACUACGACGCGCACGUGCUCCACCUGCCAAAGGCGGUGACCUUCUGCAGGGUGAUGCAGAUAUUUUUCCCCUAUUCCACUCAAAUUUACCCCCACGAGUUUCCAGGCGUCCACCCGAACGACUGUCCGAGGAAUAUCCAUUUCGAACAGGCUCAUAAGAUAAAGUGUAACAACGCCGAUUAUCCAGACCAGUAUGGCCACUACAGGGAGAGCAAGUUCACCCAGAUUAAGCAUCACUGGUGGUGGAAGAUCAACGUCGUGAUGGAGAGCCUGAACCUCACGCGCAAUCACGAGGGCCCCAUCAUGCUGCUCGAGGAAGACUACUACGUGGCCCCGGACUACAUCGACGCCGUCCGGUUACUCCUCGCCAACAGGCCCGCCCUUUGCGGUACAAGCACGUGCCUUUGCAUGGUGGGAAACAAUGACUACAAUGUCAAAAAGACACUCACUGACGCCGUGGAAAUACGUCCCUGGAACAAGAGCACCAACAAUCUCGGCAUCAUCAUGACACGCGACUUGUGGAAGGACAUCCGGGCAUGCUUCAGCGAGUUCUGCAUGCACGACGACUACAACUGGGACCUGACGCUGACUGCGGUGGCGAACAAGUGCCUUCCUGCCGGCAGCCUGACCGUCAGCUUGAGGGUCAGCAGGGUCUUCCACAUUGGAGAGUGUGGCGUGCACCGCCGUCCCAAACAGUGCCGAGAGGUGCUCCUCCGCAAGGCUCGCCAGGCGAUUCCCAAGGAAGGCUUCGGAUCCGAGCUCAUACGCCAGCUGCGGCCAAUCAGGCCACGCAUCAUCAGGCUGCCCAAGAUCAGCGGAGGAUGGGCUGACGUCCGAGACCACCAGCUCUGCGUUAAGAUGACGCUUUGGGGAUCGUAGGGAGGCACCCAUCCACCCCUAAUUUAAAAAAAAAAGAACAAUCGUAUGUCCCACGACCCCCCCCCCCCCCCCCACAUCCAAUAAUUCGCUAUGAUCAUAUGAAAUCUUAUACAGAACCCCCAUACGAUCCAUAUUCAUUUUUCAUUCUUUUUCAUAUCCCCGAAUGAUCAUGAUUGUCAUGUGUUAUCAAUACCACAACCGUAUGACCUCGCAUAUUCUACAUGUGAUCGUAACCAUGUUAUUGGACAAUGGGGUAAAUACUGAGCAUAUGUUUUUGCUUUUUAUGAUAAGCAUGGCCUCGUCGUCCGGGCACAAAGAAGACACCACUCUGUCGUGAAACGGGACAUAAUUGUUUUGUUAUGCACACACUGUUUUUUUCUUUAUCGCUUCGUUUUAAAUUAUGGUUUGUUUCCAAACAAAAUCGUUGUUCUCUGCGUCAUAAAUAUUUCACGUGGCGUAUUUUACAUCUUGUUUCUGCACGCACUCUUGCUGGGAACCGCGCAAGAUUGUGUAAUUUUGGAAACUUGUUGAUAUACUGAAGAAUACGCGUGCCCUCACAUAUGAGGAAAAUAUAUUUUAAUAAAAAGCAAAAAUGUCAACACGGCUGAAACGAGCUGAAAGAAUGUGCGAAGCACGUGGCUGUUGAGUUCUCUUCGUUACGUCUUUGUCUCUUACAACGUUACGCUUUAUGAAUGACAAAACAUUUUCAGUUUCGCCAGCAAAAUGAGACCAUGUAAACGACUACAAAGCCGUGUACCAUGUACCAGGUUUGUUUCUCUUUAAAGCCAUAGCUAUUAUCGGCCCACUCCCCAAGUCAUUCUUAUUUCCCCGGCGUCCAUUGCAGGAAUCCCACCGUGCUUUGCGAGAUGUUUAUA